Molecule: messenger RNA, 2076 nt
Organism: Vanderwaltozyma polyspora DSM 70294
Lineage: Eukaryota; Fungi; Ascomycota; Saccharomycetes; Saccharomycetales; Saccharomycetaceae
Product: Zn(II)2Cys6 transcription factor domain-containing protein
Exons: 1
Coding region: 1-2076 (691 amino acids)
Biological process (GO): positive regulation of transcription by RNA polymerase II
Cellular component (GO): nucleus
Molecular function (GO): DNA-binding transcription factor activity, RNA polymerase II-specific; zinc ion binding; transcription cis-regulatory region binding
Source: RefSeq, a predicted model, not a curated record
AUGGAAGAUAAAUCGAAAAAAAGGAAGAGAAAGAAUACCACAUUUUAUUCCAGAAAUGGAUGUUUGCAAUGCAAAAAAUCACAUAAGAAAUGUGAUGAGAACAAACCUAGUUGUUUGCAAUGUAUCAAAAAGAAUAGACAAUGUACUUAUACCCUGAAUUUUGUUUUGGAGAAGCUUAAUAUGAAGAAAAACCCAAUGUCAUCAUUUAGUGUUUCCAAUUCUUCUUCAUCUUCUUCUAUAUCAUCACCAGUAGUUACAACUACUCAAUCAAAGGAGUCGAUGAUUAUAUCUGAUGUUAAGGUACCUAAACAAAGAUUCUCUGAGCCACCUUUAUCUUAUGGCAAUAUAACAACGCAUUCCCCGUAUACAAACACAGUACCAGGCCACAAUUAUAGUUACACACCAGUGCCUAUUCCAACAGCAAACCAUUCAUUAGGUAGAGAUUUAGCAGGGCAUGUUCAUCUGGAAACAAAGCAAAUGUUUCCACAUGAACCAAGAUAUAUGUCAACCAACCAUAUUAAUAAUAUAACAGAAAACAAUAAACACAGUAACGAUAAUGAUAAUGAGCCAAUUGAUAGCAUGUCCUUCUUCAAUAAAGCCAAUAUGCGUAUGAUAAAUCUAUUAAAUUUUGAUGGGAUUGAAAGUAAACAUCCAGUAGUCUUACCAAUGAUGGGUUAUAACAUUACAGCUAACUCAAGACAUGAUACACAGGAAAAAUUGUUCAAUACUAUGAUGCAAGUUGAUCCAGUAAGAGCAUUAGUCCAAUCAUAUACUGCUCGAAAUGUACAAAUUACUUCUAUAUCAUUAGAUGAUCCAAGUUUGCUGAACUUUGUAUGGAACUAUUGCAAUGCUACAAUGUGUUUUGGUCAGUUUAUGUUAUUUCCUCAAUUGAAAUUGAAUAGAAUGCUAAGCAUAUUAAACUAUUUUUCAAAGUCAUACAAUAUACUGAAUACUGUAAUAACAUUGGCAACAGCUUCAUCUAUGAAGGAUUCCUAUCAAAAAGAAGGUGUUAAUGAUCUUUUCAAAAUUUGGGACACCUACGUUAGGAUCCCAAGUAUGAAAACUUGCAUAAGCUUACUCGAUAAGCAUUUAAUAGAAUUCGACUCAUAUGUCGACUACAUUAUAUUAGCAUUUUCAGCUUGCAUUUUAUUUAUACCUAAUAGAACUGGUAUAUAUCCAGAUUGGAAUUUACACCUACGAGGUGUAUUUCAAAUAAUUAAUAAAGCUGAAACAAAAUUCAAUGAGAGCAUUUUAUCCACAACAGAAGGGCAGUAUGCGUAUAGUUUGUACAGGUUUAUUAAAUCGUGGUUCGUCAGGACAGAGUAUUGUGCAUAUUUAUGCAAUGAAAAUGCAUUUUAUCUUUGUAAAGAAAUACAUCUGGAAUCAAAUUUAGAAAUUUUGUAUAAACAUGAAGGUCCAACAAUACAAGGAAGGUAUGAUUUGGUUACAGGAAUCCUAUUAAAUGUUUAUCCCUGUCUGAUGAAAAUGGUUAAAGAAUUUCUCAAGUUCCAACAGGGAAACUUGUCACUAAAUGGUCUUCGAAUUCUUUAUUAUAAGCUUACCUAUACAGACAUAAAUCAUAGAGAUUACAUGCUACGUAUAGGUAACAGUCUGAUGGCAGAUAUUAAUAAUUCAUUUAAUGAAAAUGAUAUUUAUCGUUCGUUAGACCAAAUAGGUGAUUAUAAAUUGGCAUUUUCUUUGAAGAGUUGUAACACCUUAAUAUUUGAAGCGAUUAAAGCAUACCUAGCUAUUUUUUAUUUAAAUGAGGAUGAAAAAAACCCUGUCGUAGUGGUAAGAUAUCUAGAAAAAGCGUUAGAAGCAGUGUAUUCAACUCCGAAUAUUGAUGAAAUGGAUCUGGUAUGCAAUUGUGCGAUUUAUAACUGUGCAUUGUCCUCGAUCAUCAUCAAAAAUCAACAAUUAGAGGGAGAAUUUAUAAAAACACUAGAAAGAAUGGGACAAAAAGGUUCAUAUUCGGCUAAAAACGCAAUCUCUAAAUUAGCACACGUUAAAGAAGUGCUAGUUACUAGACAAUACGAACAACUAUUGAACCCAAAAUAUGAAUACACUAUUUUUUAA